Molecule: messenger RNA, 1209 nt
Organism: Geosmithia morbida
Lineage: Eukaryota; Fungi; Ascomycota; Sordariomycetes; Hypocreales; Bionectriaceae
Product: cytoplasmic tRNA 2-thiolation protein 1
Exons: 1
Coding region: 1-1209 (402 amino acids)
Biological process (GO): tRNA wobble position uridine thiolation
Cellular component (GO): mitochondrion; cytosolic tRNA wobble base thiouridylase complex
Molecular function (GO): tRNA binding
Source: RefSeq, a predicted model, not a curated record
AUGCCUCCGACACUAUGUGUACGCUGCCAGGCUAACCGGGCGGUUGUCAAGCGCCCCAAGAACCAUCACAAGCUGUGCCGGGAGUGCUUCCUGUCCGUAUUCGAAGAUGAGGUCCACCACACUAUCAUCUCGUCGAACCUAUUUUCGCCCGGAGAGAAGGUUGCGAUAGGCGCAUCAGGCGGAAAAGACUCGACAGUCCUGGCGUCUGUCCUCAAGACGCUAAACGAGCGUUACAACUACGGUGUAGAGCUGAUUCUGCUCAGCGUGGACGAGGGCAUCAAGGGCUACCGCGACGACUCACUAGAGACAGUCAAGCGCAACGCAGUGCAGUACGAGAUGGCACUAAAGAUUGUGGGCUAUGACGAGCUGUAUGGCUGGACCAUGGACCAGGUCGUCGAGACCAUCGGCAAGAAGGGAAACUGCACAUACUGCGGCGUGUUCCGUCGGCAGGCCCUGGACCGGGGAGCAAAGAUGAUUGACAUCAAGCAUGUCGUGACGGGACACAACGCUGACGAUGUGGCUGAGACGGUGCUCAUGAACCUGCUGCGCGGCGACGUGGCCCGCCUGUCGCGGAGCACCAACAUCGUGACGGGCGACGCGUCCAGCGACGUCAAACGCAGCAAGCCUCUCAAGUACGCGUACGAAAAGGAAAUUGUCCUCUACGCCCACCACAAGAAGCUCGACUACUUCAGCACCGAGUGCAUCUACAGCCCCGAGGCUUUCCGCGGAACUGCCCGCAGCCUCAUCAAGAACCUCGAGAAGGUGCGGCCCAGCGCUAUCCUGGACAUCGUGCGGAGCGGCGAGGACAUGGCCCAGUUGACACCCGACAAGGUCCAGAACGCCUGCGCCUGUGACGAGAACGAGGGCGUGGGCGGCUGCGGGUCUGCCAACGGGCGGAGCUCUGGAAAUGAGCUGGAGCAGAUGGAGGCUUCUCUCAAGAAGGACAAAUCCAAGAACCACAAGGUCCUCGAAACCGAGGUCAGGGCCGCCAAGAAGACAUCAGCACCACCAUCAGUCAACGGCGGCGAUGACGUCGUGGUCAAGCUGCCUGUGCGCAACAGCAAACGAGGCAGUAAGGAACCUGCUCCGACGACACUGCAGACUCUGGGGCGUUGCGUCAAGUGCGGUUACAUGUCAAGUCAGUCCAUCUGCCAGGCAUGUACACUGGUGGAGAGUCUCAACAAGAACAGGGCAGAUAUAGCGAUAUAG